AGGCUGCAAGUCGUCGAGUCUGCAUGCGAGAAGAUUCGUAAUGACACUAGAAAACAGCACGUAGACGCAGCUCAGAAGGGAAAUCUGUCUGUAGUUCUUCAAGAGAGCGUUGUCUCCUUUCUUGAAGAACAAGACCACCGCACUUCCGCUCCACGCCUCCACCACCAUGGAGGACGGAAUUCAAGAGUUUCUAAAGGACUUCAAGUACCGGUUUUAACCCGCUUUUAGAAACUGCGCUGUAAUUCCAUUCUCAUCUGGAGCCUUGCCAUUUUUAAGAUGCUGGAGAGCCUUUUUAAUCUCGCUCAACACUGAUGUCCAGAAUAUCAUCGGAAUAGUGUCGGAUAAGACUUGCUCUUAGAUCGUUACUGUCACUUGCGUGUAGCUCCAACGGUGACGUGUAAAGCUACCCACAGAAUCUCUCAAUCUCACUCAAAAUUUCAGGUUGCCCGGAAACGACGCUGCCACAUUCAGUCUCCAGCUUCGACAGUCGGUUCUUUCUAGCAGACAGAUCUCUAGCAAAGGCUUUGCUCGUAUUGAAGAAGCGAUCGAGCGGAACCCGCGCUCGAUCGCUUCUUAAAGCAAUAUUAAAGUUGUGUAAGUCCUGCCGCAUGUAUUUGGAGAUCUGUCUGUUCUGAUCUGUCAAAUCUACUGAAGAAUGAAGCUUUAUUUCCCAUCUAACAGCCAUGAGAUUAAGAGAGUGAUCGAACAGCUUUGUGUUUUUCUACGGCGGGUCUUGCAAAACUUAGCUCCGACCGCAUGGACAGUUUCUAUGAGCUUAUCAUUCAUAUCGUCCACUGCAUUGCAAUCAUCUUCAUUAGACGUGACCUCUCCAACUUAACGUUUAGGUUCAGUGUGCCUCUCACGAUUCACUGAACAGUUGUCGUCUGUUCGUCAUAAUGAAGUCAAUCUCAUUUUUUUCGAACCGUCGGAACCGGGACUCAUCCAGGUCCAAUUCCUAUAGAAGCACUUCUGGAAGAAAGAGUUCAUCAUAAAGAAUCCCUCUUUCUCCACGAAGUCGGCCAACUGCUGGCCCCUUGGGUUCCGUUGCCCUAUUACACAUCGCCCUACCUUCAGCUCAUCGUUCUCUCUUGUGCCUAGUUUUGCGUUGAAGUCUCCCAUUAACACCGUAUGGUGUGUUUUGGAGGAAUACUUGGCUCUAGAUAUAUCCUCAUAAAUUUCCUCCAUCUCAGCUGGAUGUGCUGAGGUUGUUGCGUAAACCUGUAUGACCUUCAGCGAAUACCGUUUGGUGAUCCUGAAUAUAAGGUACGCAACCGUCCUCGAUAUACUCUCAAUCUUUACAACGUUGUUAACAAGAGACUUGUGGACGACAAAUCCGACACCUCCUUGGGACAGAUGGUCGCCCUCCCGGUGAUAGAACAAGUUGCCAGAUUCGAGGAUUAUCGUGUUCUCCCCCUCUCUUCGCACCUCGGUUAAUCCUAUAAUAAUACAGCGCUACUUGUCUAUCUCUUCUUCCUGCUCCAGGAUCUUCUCAUCAGUCCUCAGGGAGCGUGCGUUAUAUGUUAUCAGGUCGAGUCGUCCUAGGUGCAACCGAACUUCCACCGGAGAUUCUUAGCACCCCCUGCCCAGCCGUUACCAUGAUCGCCACCGUAGCCGUAGGAAUAGCAGGGGCGCCGGGGACUGGGGGCCGUCUCUUCAUAACUUUAAUCAUGGGGGGUAUAUUGAAAUAGUUCCCACGCUUGGCGAGUGGGUUGGCAACCGCAGUUUUUUAUUAUUAUUUUGCUGUUAUCAGGAAGAUGCUGCUGCCCAUCUUCUGCCUCAGUUUCCCUUUGUCUCCUCUUACGACACCCACCGGAAGAUAUGGGGUAGCGUGUAUUCUUACCCGCCACUACACGGGGAGGCUCUACUACAUAUAGAUAAUACAAUAAUAAUUUGGACGCCUUGUUACAGACUGGCUAACAGUGACGUGGGCUCAAAGUGGCAUACACCUGCAACCAGAUGGCGCCGCAGAAGACGACGCCGAUUCGAUCAGGAACCGGUGUGGACGAGCCGGUAGCUUGGCAGCUACGCCGGGUGAGAAACUAAUGGAAUUACUGCGACCGAGUGUGGGCACUCCUCGCAGACACUCCACGGCCGCCUGUGCAUCAGCACAGCAGCAGAGACCCACCGGCUUUGUAUAUUGCCCAUCAGAUGCAUUACCUUACUGUCCGCCAUCAAGACUGGCACCGCCUAGACCUCAUAUAAAGCUACAAGCACCGCCACAAAUACAGCCGCCGGUGCAACCACAGCCACCACCCGUGCCACAACGAAUAGCACCUGUGGUCACCCCGGCACCACUCCCAGUACCACCUCCGGCACCGCCACGACGCUCUUCACCUCAACCGCCACGUCGGGUACCACCACCGACCCCACCGAGACCAAUACAGACCGCACCUCCCACCGACCCAAAUGGCAACCGCCGGACAGUCCCGCCAAUACCGACUCAACCGCGUCUCGAUUGCAACAAAAACCCUCAACCACCAGUGCCAAAAAGACCUCCUCAAAAGAUACCGGACACUCUAUUCACUCCCCCGUCGAGCCAAAUGAAACAGUCACCGAGUUCCGGCUCAAAUAUAAGUGUACGACAGGACUCGAACGUGUCUUCAGAUUCAUUCAGCCAAACAUCUUCACCGUCGUAUACAACGAAGACAAUGGAGGCGCCACUGCUGCCUCAUCAGCACGUGAAUAAAAGCUUGAACGCGAAAAUUGCGCGCGGACUUUUGUUAAAAGAGCAACAAGAGAAGGAGUCCGGGAAUUCCUCGAUAACGAAGAGUAUGUCAACACCGGCAUCGUUGCAGACCAUCGUCAGGUUCCAAAAUGGCAGCAACAUGUCAUUACAUCAUCGGAUGCUACGAGAUAUGCGUGGCACCAGCAGCGAGGGUUCACCACACAGGUUUCGACUGAUGCAGCUAGCGCUUAACGCGGUAGCACUGCUUGCAAUAACAGGCGCAUUGUUCGCCUACUUCCAAGCCAACCCAGCCGUACAGUACGUUUCACAAGUGGUUAACCGGUCAACUAUCGUGACGUGGCCUGCGCCUACAGAGCCACCCGGCUCGAGGAACCCGGCACCGGGCGUGUGCUUGCCGGUCAUCGUCACGUUCUGCCAACAGCACCGAAUCUCUUACAAUUUCACGGUGUUCCCCAACUACAUUGGACACUUCGGGCAAAGAGAUGCCCAGCAGGACUUAGAAAUAUAUGAUGCUGUGGUGGAUGUCCGCUGCUAUGAGCUGACUGCCCUGUUCCUCUGCUCACUGUUCGUGCCGAAGUGCGGUCCACUUGGGCACAUGGUGCGGCCGUGCAGAAGUCUCUGUCAAGAAACCAUGCGGCGCUGUGGAUUUUUUCUCGAAGUAUUCGGGCUGUCGAUGCCGGAUUAUCUACAGUGCGAGAUAUUCCCAGAGUCCACUGACACGGACGUGUGCCUCGGAAAUCGGGAGGUCAAGGAGGCGCGGUUCAGAGCCGCUAAGCCGGUCUGCCCAAGCGGCUUCCAGUGUGACGUGAAACGGUGCAUCCCGCAUGACUGGCGAUGCGAUGGUCAUGUGGACUGCGCCGACCGCUCUGACGAGCUAAACUGCCGCGUCUGCAAACACAGCGGCGACGUGCACUGCGGCAACCAGCGCUGCAUCUCGCAGUCACAUCUCUGCGACGGACGGGUAGACUGCCCCUGGGGACAGGAUGAGAGGAACUGCUUGCGGCUAAGCGAGGCCAACGGCGACGUGGGGCGAGGUGAACUGCAAGUGUACCGCGCCGCUAACCAAUCCUGGUUCCCCGCCUGCAUCUCCACACUAGAUGACAGCACCGCCACCAAGCUCUGCUCCAUGCUCGGAUAUUCUUUGGUGAACCGGAGCACUACAGUGGGCGGCAAAGGUUAUCGCGCCGGUCGCAUACACUCGCCGCACAUAGUGGCGCCGGAACACGCGUUGCACAUCGUACACACGGGGCACGUGCACGGCGUCGCACAGUCGUACCGGGCCUUCCAGCGCCGCGAAGGUGGACUGCUUCGAGAGCUAAAGGACUGCAGGCACGACUCCGCUAGGAUACACCUCAUCUGCAACAACUACGAGUGUGGAAAACGUCGGACAAUAGGCGGGGGAACGAAACGCAUCGUGGGCGGUGUGGAGGCGUCGCCCGGAGACUGGCCGUUCCUCGCUGCAAUACUCGGCGGGCCCGAGGAAGUGUUUUACUGCGCGGGAGUCCUUGUCGCUGACCAAUGGGUGCUGACGGCUUCGCAUUGCGUCGGCAACCACUCGGACGUGAGCGGCUGGACGAUCCAGCUAGGAAUCACAAGAAGACGUUCGCACGCAUACUACGGUCAAAAGGUGAAGGUGCGCCGCGUGGUGCCCCACCCCCUAUACAACAUCGGAGUCGCACAUGACAACGACAUCGCUCUUUUCCAACUGGCGGUACGUGUGCGCUACCACGAGCAGUUGUCACCAGUGUGUCUGCCUCCGGCGCAGCGCUCGCUGGAGCCGGGCACGCUCUGCACCGUCAUCGGCUGGGGCAAGCGCGACGACAAAGACAUGUCCGAAUACGAGCCAGCAGUGAACGAAGUGGAAGUGCCGGUGCUGAGCCGAGAGCUGUGCAACCAGUGGCUGGAACACCGCGACCUCAACGUCACAUCGGGGAUGAUCUGCGCCGGUUACCCUGAAGGCGGAAAGGAUGCAUGCCAGGGUGACUCCGGCGGGCCGCUGCUCUGCAGGGACCCGGACGAGCCGGCGCGCUGGUACGUGGGCGGCAUCGUGUCGUGGGGCAUCAAGUGUGCGCACCCGCGCCUGCCCGGCGUGUACGCGUACGUGCCCAAGUACAUACCGUGGAUAGAACGCCAGAUACAACUGUACAACGACGACAACGCCCCGUCGGAGGGUGACAUCUGAGAGCGGAUCUCUGUCUAGCAAGUAUUGAUCACCCGGCAGCAUCACGGGAACGAUAUUUAGAUAGGUAAUGUGUUUCACCAUUCUGCCAUUCAAUAUUUGAACGAUCAGUAACACUCAAUCGUUUUUCAGGUAUUUGCAGGACAAAAUAACUUUAUUUUUUGAUAACUGAUUAAAUCUAAAUAAUCCUAUCAUUAAUACGAACUAAUUUGAUAGGAUAGCAUUUUGUUACAGCAAUCAUCUAUUCCAUUUUUAAGCAUUAUUUAAAUGUAUUUCCACAUAACGAUGUUUUUGUAAUAGCAGCUCUGCUACCACUUCUGUCCUAAGACCUAAUACUGAGUAUGCAGUCGUUACAAAUAUUUUAUUGUUUUUAACCGACUUCAAAAAGGAGGAAGUUCUCAAUUCGAGUGUAUGAUUUUUUUGUAUUUAUGUUACGCGAUCUUUUAUAGGUUAUACUUCAAGGCUGAUCCCAUAUAAAUUUGGAGAAAUGAAUUCCACCCUUAAUAGUAAGCAAAUAAAUAACUUUCUUUUUAGCCAUUUAAAUUCGGUUUUAACUUUUUGUUAAAAGUUAUAAUUAUUAAAUGAUUAAAGAUUAAUUAUUUUUCACGUUUUGAAUAGCUAAUUAAAUAUUUUUAUAGGUAAUAGAGAAUUCAUUUUUAUUACAAUAAACUGUCAGAAACUUACAACAGAUAACACCAACAAAUACACUAACGACCAC
Molecule: messenger RNA, 5583 nt
Organism: Parnassius mnemosyne (clouded apollo)
Lineage: Eukaryota; Metazoa; Arthropoda; Insecta; Lepidoptera; Papilionidae
Source: the annotation of a GenBank genome assembly